Eptesicus fuscus (big brown bat) is the source of this 3016-nucleotide messenger RNA. Its product is annotated as testis-specific gene 10 protein-like. The coding region runs from base 604 to 2697 and encodes 697 amino acids. NCBI's taxonomy places the organism in Eukaryota, Metazoa, Chordata, Mammalia, Chiroptera, Vespertilionidae. The record is from RefSeq and is a predicted model, not a curated record. The transcript has 20 exons.
CGCACAGGGACUGGGGGCUUGAGGAAAGGAUGUGGAGCGAAGGCGCCUAGGAAGUGGAGAAAAAGCGCCCCUCAGGUUACCACCAAAGAACAUGAUUUUGGUCUAGAGGCUCCAGUUUCCGAAGCUGAAAAAUACCAGAAUACUCUCCAGCUAGAACAACAAGUGAGAACUCAAGAUAAAUUCAUCUCUACACUGAAAUUACAGAUUGAAGAUCUCAAGCAGAUAAAUCAUGCCUUGAAAGAAUAUGUUAGAAACCUCGUGAAUAGUAAGGAGGUGGUAAGCAAUCAAAUAGACAAUUUAACCAGCCACAAUGAGCAUCUUUGUAAAGAAUUGAUUAAAAUUGACCAACUAGCAAAGCAAUUGGAAAAACAGAAAAAUUUUGUGGUGGAUACUGCCGACAAGGAACUUGAAGAAGCCAAGAUUGAACUCAUUUGCCAGCAAAAUAAUAUAAUAGUAUUGGAAGAUACAAUAAAAAGACUUAGAUCUAUAAUUUUAGAGACUGAAAAAGCACAAAAUAAAUCUCCUUCCAGACUUGAUUCCUUUAUCAAGACCUUAGAAGCAGACAAAGAUCACUACAAGAGUGAAGCUCAAAACUUGAGAAAGAUGAUCAGAAAUAGAUCUAAAAGUCCAAGACGCCUGUCACCAUCUUCCCGGGCUACACACUGUGAUGUAGAGCUUUUGAAGACCACGCGAGACCGUGAAGAACUUAAGUGCAUGCUGGAAAAAUAUGAGCGUCAUUUGGCAGAAAUUCAGGGUAAUGUCAAGGUUCUCACAUCUGAGAGAGACAAGACCUUUCUUCUUUAUGAACAGGCGAAGGAAGAAAUUGCCCGGCUUCGCCGAGAAAUGAUGAAAAGCUGUAAGUCUCCUAAAUCAACAACUGCACAUGCCAUCCUCCGGCGGGUGGAGACUGAAAGAGAUGUAGCCUUCACUGAUUUACGAAGAAUGACCACAGAACGAGAUAGUCUGAGGGAAAGGCUAAAGAUUGCUCAAGAAACAGCGUUUAAUGAGAAAGCUCACUUGGAACAAAGGAUAGAGGAGCUGGAGUGUACAGUUCAUAAUCUUGAUGAUGAACGUAUGGAGCAAAUGUCAAAUAUGACUUUGAUGAAGGAGACCAUAACCACUGUGGAAAAAGAAAUGAAAUCACUAGCAAGAAAGGCAAUGGAUACUGAAAGUGAACUUGGCAGGCAAAAAGCAGAGAAUAAUUCUUUGAGAGUUUUAUAUGAAAAUACAGAAAAAGAUCUUUCUGAUACUCAGCGGCACCUUGCUAAGAAAAAAUAUGAGCUGCAACUUACUCAGGAGAAAAUUAUGUGCUUGGAUGAAAAAAUUGAUAAUUUUACAAGGCAAAGUAUUGCCCAACGAGAAGAAAUCAGCAUCCUUGGUGCAACCCUCAAUGAUCUGGUUAAAGAAAAGGAAUGCCUGCAAGCAUGCUUGGAUAAAAAGUCUGAGAAUAUUGCAUCCCUUGGAGAGAGUUUGGCAAUGAAAGAAAAGACCAUUUCAGGCAUGAAGAAUAUCAUUGCUGAGAUGGAACAGGCAUCAAGACAGUCUACUGAAGCGCUAAUUAUGUGUGAACAAGACAUUUCCAGGAUGCGCCGGCAGUUGGAUGAAACAAAUGAUGAACUGGCUCAAAUCGCCAGGGAAAGAGAUAUCUUGGCUCAUGAGAAUGACAAUCUCCAAGAACAGUUUUCCAAAGCUAAGCAAGAGAACCAGGCCCUGUCUAAACAAUUGAAUGAUACUCAUAAUGAACUUAAUGAUAUAAAACAGAAGGUCCAUGAUACUAAUUUGGAGGUUAACAAGCUGAAGAAUAUAUUAAAGUCUGAAGAAUCUGAGAACCGGCAACUAAUGGACCAACUCCAAAAAGCCAAUGAAGAUGCUGAAAAUUGGGAAAAUAAGGCUCGGCAAGCAGAGAUAGACAACAAUACCCUCAAAUUAGAACUUAUCACUGCUGAGGCAGAGGGGAACAGAUUAAAAGAAAAGGUAGAUGCCCUCAGUAGAGAGGUCGAGCAGCACUUGAAUGCAGAAAGGUCUUACAAGGCCCAGAUUUGUACGUUGCAUAAAUCUCUUGUGAAGAUGGAAGAGGAGCUUCAGAAGGUUCAGUUUGAAAAGGUGUCUGCCCUUGCAGACUUGUCUUCCACAAGGGAACUUUGUAUUAAACUUGACGCAAGCAAAGACCUUCUUAAUCAGCAGCUGAUUGCUAAAGAUCAAGAAAUUGAAAUGAUGGAGAAUGAGUUAGAUUCUGCUCGUUCUGAAAUAGAACUCCUCAGAAGUCAGAUGACAAAUGAGAGAAUCUCCAUGCAGAAUCUAGAAGCUUUGCUGGUGGCCAAUCGGGACAAAGAAUAUCAGUCUCAGAUAGCGCUUCAAGAAAAAGAAUCUGAAAUUCAGCUGCUUAAAGAACACCUGUGUUUGGCAGAAAAUAAAAUGGCCAUCCAGAGUAGAGACGUGGCCCAGUUCAGGAAUGUCGUCACACAACUGGAAGCUGAUUUAGACAUUACCAAAAGGCAGCUAGGUACCGAGCGCUUUGAAAGGGAAAGGGCUGUGCAAGAACUUCGCCGCCAGAAUUACUCAAGUAAUGCUUAUUAUUUGAAUUCUACGAUAAAGCCAAAUACAAAAUGUCAUUCACCGGAACGUGCUCACCACCGAUCUCCUGACCGAGGCCUGGAUCGAUCUCUAGAAGAGAAUCUUUGCUAUAGAGAUUUCUGACAUGCGAAAAGAUUCUUCACAUCCUUGGGAGAGGUCAAAAUGUCAAACUGAUUUUUUUUCUACUUGAUUGCAUUUAUUUUUUAAUCCUUGACAAUGUUAAAGGUAUAUAUUAACUUUGUGCCUCUGAAUAUCUGUUCUUAUGUGCCAUAUUGCAGAGAUCAGAGAUGACUUAUAAAAAUAAAAAUGCGUGUGGCUCUUUCUACCCAUACAGUAAUAGUGAGUGUAAAUCCACUUACUUCACUAUUGAACACUGUUAUGUUAACUAUCUGGAGUAAAUAAAGAAGCUUAUAACAAAGAGGGAAAAGUGUUUUUUACAAAA